AUGUCUCUAAGAAAAGUACUAUUUUUAACAAAAGCUGUGUGUUGCGGAGGUAUUAAGUAUCAAGCUACGAAUUUUUCGCUACAAAAUCUAUGGGUAUUAUCAGCAACUACAACUAGAUUUUAUUCUACCGAAAACUUAGGAAAUAAGAAUAAAGAAGGGAAUUCGCCAGAAAAGGUGGAUAUACUUGGUAGAUUUUUUCCACAAAAUGAAUUAGGCGUAAAGGAUGCGCAAGAAGUUAAAAAUGAGCAGGAAAAGUUUGAACAAGAACAGAAAGAAAAAUCACAAGAAAAUGAAAAAAGUUGGAGACGCAUGAAAAUGGGAUUUGCUGUGUUUGGUGGUGCUCUCACAGUUAUGGGUGGAUGUAUGGUGGUGGAAAUGGGGGCUCCAAAACGUGGAGAAGAAGGACAGAUCCUUGAGGAUGAGUUCUCAAACCUACCUAUUGUGUGGCAGUACCUUAGACGUACUUGGAAGGAACUUACUUUCUAUGAAAAGAUGAUCAAAGAGCCAUCCCGUGACAAACUACUUCCAGACCCUUUGCCACCUCCAUAUCAACCCAGCUAUACCCUAGUACUUGAAUUCACUGAUGUUCUAGUACAUCCUGACUGGUCUUAUCAAACUGGCUGGAGAUUCAAGAAACGCCCAGGCGUUGACCAAUUUUUACAAACUGUAGCAAGUUCAGACUAUGAAGUUGUCAUAUUUACAUCAGAGAAUGUGUUCAUGAUCUGGCCAGUACUUGAUAAAUUGGAUCCGGAAAACAAACUUAUCUCAUACAGACUAUUUAGAGAUUCUACACAUUUUAUGGAUGGAGUUCAUGUUAAAAACUUGGAAGGAUUAAAUAGAGAUUUGUCUAAGGUCAUUGUUGUGGACUGGAACAAGCAAGCAACUCAGUUCCAGCCAGAAAAUGCACUUAUACUUAAGAAAUGGAAAGGAGCUGAUGAUGAUACAGCACUGCUUGACCUUGCCAAUCUAUUGCAAACCAUAGCAAUGUCAAACGUGUCAGACGUGCGCGAUGUCGUAACAUACUAUAGUCAAUACGAAGACCCUAUAGCGGCCUUCCGUGAGAACCAACGCAAGUUGCUCGAACAAAUGGAGAAUGAAAAGAAAGAGCGCGAUUCACAACCAGACCAAAACCUUGCAAGAGGGUGGUUAAGGACAUUUACAAGACGUUAG
Molecule: messenger RNA, 1170 nt
Organism: Pieris macdunnoughi
Lineage: Eukaryota; Metazoa; Arthropoda; Insecta; Lepidoptera; Pieridae
Source: the annotation of a GenBank genome assembly